AUGAAAAAUAAUCAACAUGAGAAAGACAUUAACCGCGAACGCAAAACUAACGAGGUGAUACGUCCGGUUAAUUAUUUUAUCUCAAUCACCAUGGUCGACGAGAUCCUUAACGGUUUAAACUAUUUACACGGCAUGGAUAUAAUGCAUCGGGAUAUAAACCAGCGUAAUAUAUUAAUGAAACAACAAGGUAACGAUUGUGUAAUUAAAAUAUGCGAUUUUGGGUUAUCCAAAAUUGAAGAAUCCGCAUCACAGCAUACCGCCAAUGUGGGCACACCCACCUACCAGGCGCCCGAGGUAAAAUGGGGCGGUAAAUACAAUAAGCUGGCCGAUAUAUUUAGCCUGGUUACAUUACAGAAAUAA
Medioppia subpectinata is the source of this 360-nucleotide messenger RNA. NCBI's taxonomy places the organism in Eukaryota, Metazoa, Arthropoda, Arachnida, Sarcoptiformes, Oppiidae. The record is from the annotation of a GenBank genome assembly.